UAAUGAUUUGGAAAAAAUUGGAUGCUCUUUUAUCAAAGGCCGAGGCUAAAGGCUUUAAGAUGGCUAACAAAGCUCAUGUGUACGUUGUUAAUGGGAUCCUAUGUCUUAUAGCAUAUAAUGUCUACACAGUGUUUAGGGGUUAUAAUGAAUUCUUUUUGGAAGCAAGAGUAUAAAUUACAAAGAAUUUAGCAAGAAGCAGCUCCAGAUCUUGAUGAUGUAACUGGUGAACCCCAAUAUCCAAUCAAUAAGAAUAUACGCAAGAAUUGAU
This is a messenger RNA of Paramecium pentaurelia, 268 nucleotides long. The record is from the annotation of a GenBank genome assembly. Lineage: Eukaryota; Ciliophora; Oligohymenophorea; Peniculida; Parameciidae.